Trametes versicolor FP-101664 SS1 is the source of this 204-nucleotide messenger RNA. RefSeq lists its product as uncharacterized. The record is from RefSeq and is a predicted model, not a curated record. Lineage: Eukaryota; Fungi; Basidiomycota; Agaricomycetes; Polyporales; Polyporaceae. The annotation marks the transcript as partial. The transcript is spliced from 2 exons. Gene Ontology annotation, molecular function: oxidoreductase activity, acting on paired donors, with incorporation or reduction of molecular oxygen; heme binding; monooxygenase activity.
AUCGGAAACUUGUUAGAUAUGCCACAACUCAGACAAUGGGUUGGAUUCAGGGACUUAUGCUCAGAACACGGAGAAAUCGUAUACCUGAAUCUGCUGGGCAGGCCCAUGCUCAUCGUCGGCAGCGCACGAGCAGCGACAGAGAUAUUAGAAAAGGGCUCUGCAAAUACGUCUGACCGCCCACCUAGUCAUCUGCUUCCGCUGUGA